Durotheca rogersii is the source of this 2483-nucleotide messenger RNA. Its product is annotated as palmitoyltransferase PFA3. Gene Ontology annotation, molecular function: palmitoyltransferase activity. NCBI's taxonomy places the organism in Eukaryota, Fungi, Ascomycota, Sordariomycetes, Xylariales, Xylariaceae. The coding region runs from base 269 to 1975 and encodes 568 amino acids. The record is from RefSeq and is a predicted model, not a curated record. The transcript is spliced from 2 exons.
GAUAUCAACAUGCCGACCCCUUGACCUACUGGUCGUCCCUGGCCAAGAUGAGCUCAGCCCGCCAGACCCAUCGCGUCCCCAAGUCCGUAGGUAAUUCCUCAGGGGACUCGUCACCAUCUAAAAGCCGUUAAAAAAAAAAACACAGCAACAUAAGUUAGCGUUCUGUUUCAUGAUGUGAUACUGGCCUCGAUCUGAUCUGACAGAAGCCACACUGUCGAACCUCUCUUCCCUCGUACUCUUCUCCCCUCCUCUCCGUGUCCCUGACUCCAUGGACGACAGAGUCCCGUCACCACCCGGGCAACAAUCACCAAACAUGGCUCGCCGAUGGGCGCGGCGUUUCGAGCGCUAUUGCUGCAAUUGCCUCACCUACUUUCCCUUAGCCUUUGUCUACAGCCUGACUUCUUGGGCCGUCUGGGUCGUCGUCAGUAUCGGCUCUCACGAAUCGUCUAAGCCGGCGUGGAUAGGAACACAAACCUCCAUCGGCGGCGUCGUCCUCUACUUCAUGCUUAACUGGUGCUACACCACCGCCGUCUUUACGAACCCUGGCACCACCACCGACUCGGCCGGGUACUCGGGCCUGCCCACGACCGCGCCUCCGCGAGCCACGUCCUUCACCGUUAAAUCCAAUGGCGAGCUGCGAUAUUGCAAAAAGUGCCAGGCCCGGAAACCUGACCGCGCGCAUCACUGCUCGACCUGCCGACGCUGCGUCCUCAAGAUGGACCACCACUGCCCCUGGCUCGCCACUUGCAUCGGCCUUCGCAACCACAAGGCUUUCCUGCUCUUCCUAAUAUACACCACCCUCUUCUGCUUCUACAGCUUCGCCGUCUCCGGAUCCUGGGUUUACUCUGAGCUGCUGACGCAAACCCAAUAUACGAAUACUCUCUUGCCUGUCAACUUCAUUAUGCUAUCCGUCAUCUCCGGAAUCAUCGGCAUCGUCGUUGGCGCCUUCACCGCCUGGCACAUUAUGCUCGCCUCGCGCGGCCAGACUACGAUCGAGUGUCUCGAGAAGACUCGGUACCUGAGCCCGCUGCGGAAGUCCCUACAGCACCAGUUCAUCGCCCAGCACAACGGCGAGGGUAUCCCGCUGCCGCGGUACGGCCAGCAGCUUCUCGAUAUCCACGCGAACGCGUUACCGGGUGUGACGCGGCCUGAGGAGGGCGAGGAGCUGCGGAGCUCGCGGGACGGGAACUACGAUGAUAACGUCAUCACGCGGCAGGGGCAGGGGCAGCGGCCACUGUCGUACGAGGAAAUAGAGCGCUACCGCGCGCGCAAGCGUUACGAGGAGUACAUGGACGAGCAGGACUCGGAGAAGCUUCCGAACGCGUUCGACCUCGGCGUGCGGCGCAACCUCGCGCACCUCUUCGGCCCCCGCCCGGCCCUCUGGCCCUUGCCCUUCGUCACUACGACCGGCGACGGCUGGAGCUGGGAGGCGAGCCCCAAGUGGGUCGCGGCCCGCGAACAAAUCGCGCGCGAGCGCGAGCAGCAGGCGCAGCGGGAGCGCGCCGCCGGCUGGGGCGAGCCGGACCCGGCGGCACCGCACAUCACCGUCGAGCGGGUCGGCGGCGCCACGGGCAGCCACUAUCUGGUGCCGCCGCAGAACUCUCGAACCGGCGUUCAGGGCCGGCGCACACCGUCAAAGGCGGACCGCGUGCUGGGCCGCGACCCGAACCUGUACGCGGACGAGCCGCCGACGUCGGUGUCGAUGCGGACGCUGAACCGGCAGGGUGUGGACGUCGGGAGCGACGGCGGUAGUAGCGACGACGACGACAACGACGACGAAGAUGACAGCGACGCCGAGACGCGGGCGCUCAACGUCGUCACGAACGGCGGGUGGGCGCGGAGCGGCGUCAGCGGCCUGCUGAGGAAGCCGUCGUCGUCGUCGUCGUCGACAGGGGCGAGGAACGGCAGCGCCAAGGCCAGCGCGACCCCCCUGCUGCGGUCCUCGCGAAAUGACGACGACGAUGAGGUCGACUGAGGCUAAGGGCUGAAGCGGUAGAACGACCCGGCAGGCAGGCAGGUAGGUAAAGAGGGAGCUCGGGCCCGGAAUUGUAUAAACAAAAAGGAGUCGAGGGGGGUUCGAUUAGGCAUAUUGGCCUCAAGUACCUCCCCUUCCCCUGUCACGGCUACAGACGGGGACAACUUGUAUGAUGGUACGCCGCGGACAUCGCGUCGCCCACACGCGCACGCGCACUAGCAUGGCUUGGGCGUUUGCUUCCUCCCCACAUCUCAUUCUGGCAGUACAUAUAUAAUACGUGCGUUUGGACGCAGGCACAGCUGGUUUUUUUUUUUUUUGCUUUGGGGCCAUUGAAUACGGGGGAGAAGUUGGCAGAGCAGCUGGGGUGGAAGAGAAGAAGAGGGGGAGGAGGUGUAGGGAGUAAAACGGGGAAGCGGGUUCGCUCUGUACGGUGGAAUACGGAUCCCGGAGGGCAUGGGGCUAGGAUAGGCAGGUAGCGCUCGCCGCAAUGAAUGACGUUUAACGCCAG